UGUGUGUGUGUGUGUUCAUUCAUCAGGAGAAUGUGUCAGAGAUCCCUGGUGUAUAUUGGAGAGAGAUUUUUAAAGCUUGAUUUGGUUUGAAAUGAUCUUGAGCUCUGAUUACAUUGUCAUCAAGUGCCCAGGAAACAACAUGUGUUAACACAGCAAAUAAAGGUUGAGAUUGUGGUGCUUUUACUUACCUGAGUGAGCAACAAGUCAUGUCCCAUGGAAGCCAAGGAGAGUACUCGCGUGUGUAAGUGCUCACCAACAUGAAUAAGGGCUUCAGAGUCUGGGGCAAAUGAAUCCAGCUGCUCAUAACUAGCGGUGGGUGAAACACCUGGAAUAAUAAUAAAGCAGAUGGUGGUACCUGGGGUCUAUCUAUUUUCAUCAUCUCUUUUCACCCAAUCCAGAGCUGUUUAUCCAAAGCUCACUGAACUCUGGGAUUCAGAUAAUGUGGGACUCAGCUUUGGUUUUGCUCAGCCUGACUAAGGUUUGGCACACUUAAAACCAGCCUUGAUUUUGCCCAUCGUUCAGAACAGGGAGCUCCUAACUAAUGUUUAAACUCAGUACCUUCACAGUCCAUUGUCAGUGCUUCCUGCCAUCCUGCAAACAUGCCAGCCAUGUGUUUUCUUAAUUCGUUCCAGUGAUUUGCUAACCUCCCAGCCAAAGGUGUACAGUGUGUGUUCUCUUUGCAUGACGCUGCAUGUUUAUUCACAGCAUUGUGCGAUUGGCUGCAAUGCAUUUUAAUUCUGUGCAUUGUUCUCUGGGGCUGAUGAUGCCGUUGCAUUGUGCUGAGUUUUUAAGAGUGUGAACAGCACUGCUGAUGUGACUGAGUGGGGGCCUACUUUCAGCUGGACCUGGAUGAAACUAAAUGGUUCAGUCUUCCUGUGACCCACAUGCACGGCAAGACAGGCAUAUUGAAAGAGAUGGAGUUAGUGUAACUAAAACAUUGAAAAACGAUGCAAGAUUCACCCAGUUCCCUGGCAAUGGAUGGAUACUCCAGUAAUGUGCCAGCAUUCCUGACUAAACUGUGGACGCUGGUGGAAGAUCCUGAAACAAACCAUCUAAUUUGCUGGAGCACUAAUGGCACCAGCUUCCACGUUUUCGAUCAAGGUCAGUUUGCCAAGGAGGUGCUGCCUAAGUAUUUCAAACACAACAACAUGGCCAGCUUCGUCCGGCAGCUGAACAUGUAUGGCUUCAGGAAAGUGGUCAAUAUAGAGCAGGGUGGCCUUGUCAAGCCUGAAUGGGAUGACACCGAGUUCCAGCAUCUUUAUUUCCUACAAGGCCACGAACACCUCUUGGAACACAUCAAAAGGAAGGUAUCUAUUGUGAAAAAUGAGGAAACGAAGAUGCGCCAGGAGGAUCUCAGCAGGUUGCUCUAUGAAGUCCAGAUUCUGAGAAGUCAGCAGGAGAACAUGGAGUGUCAAAUGCAGGACAUGAAGCAACAAAAUGAAGUCCUGUGGCGGGAAGUUGUAUCUCUCAGGCAGAAUCAUUCUCAGCAACAGAAAGUGAUCAACAAGCUGAUUCAGUUUCUGUUCGGCCAGCUCCAAUCAAACCCCAGCAGCGCUGGAAUAAAGAGAAAACUACCUCUGAUGUUAGAUGAUGGAAGCUCAGCACCACAAGUGUCCAAGUUCAACCGACAUCUGUCUGUGGACCCUCUUCAUGAUUCCUAUUUCAUUCAGUCGCCAUCUACAGAACCUGCCUCGUGCUUAACCAGUCCUGCUAUUGCUGGAGGGCCAGUCAUAUCAGAUGUUACUGAAGCAUCACCACCGAACGUCGCAUCGCUUCAAUCUCCUCCAGAGGGUGACAGGGAAAAAUGCCACAUGCUGAUCAAGGAAGAACCAGUUAGCCCUGGAGUGAAAGCCACAUCUGAGCCAGAUGUCUCUCUGCCUGGCUGUACUGCCUGUGCUGAACCCCCUGUGUUACCAGUUGCAAUGAUUCAGUCUGUUUUAGAAGGCAAAGGGAGCUGCGGGGCGCCCCAGUCUGCAAGUUCACAGCAACCCGAAAGAAGAGGCAGAAGGGCACCUCUAGACAGAGCAGAAAUUUCUGACCCAAUGGAUGGCACUGAUUUGAGUUUAGAAGGCCUGCAGCUGCUGCUGAGGAGCCAGCAAUAUAAUCUGGAACCUGCCAGCGUUUUGGAUGUCUUUAAUCCAAAUCUUUCAGUGAGUGAGUGGAAUCUGACUGACAUGGAAGCCAAUUUUUCACCGAUGCAGCAACUCACAGUGGAUCUGGAGAAGAAUGUAAAUGAGCUGUCUCCCAAAGUGUUAAAUCCUCACUUUAACACCACCUGCUCAGGGAAAGAUGUCAUUCUUGAAUGCACCCAGCAGUUUCCCAUUGAGCGUGAAGCAGGCUUCGGGAGCAACAUUGUAAACCUACCUGAAAGUUCAGCUCUUUAUAUUCCAUCUGAAAAUAUGGCUUCCUAUCUAUCCUCUGUGGGUCUCCAAGGAGAUAUUCCAUUAAACCUGAACUCUCCAACUGAAAGUAACUAGUGAUCUAUUUAGCUUUACAAGACAAUUGUGCCUUUUACUCCCUUACAAAACAUCUACAGUUUUGAUUGUAAAGAAACAACAGUGACUUAGAAACACAUGAAAGAGUGGUUGUUGCUUUUUUUUGAAUUGAUGGAAAAUUCAGCCACCAUAACUGUUUGCACUGCCCAAUGUUUUUCAGUGUUUACCCAGGACAAAUUUUACAAUGGGCAGUCUUCUUCCAAGAAACAAACUGCAGUCGUUGCUCACUCCCGUGGGGCGCAAGGGUUUGUUAUU
This is a messenger RNA of Gopherus flavomarginatus (Mexican gopher tortoise), 2750 nucleotides long. RefSeq names its product heat shock transcription factor 4 (gene HSF4). Bases 948 to 2477 code for a protein of 509 amino acids. The transcript is spliced from 13 exons. NCBI's taxonomy places the organism in Eukaryota, Metazoa, Chordata, Testudines, Testudinidae. Gene Ontology annotation, biological process: regulation of DNA-templated transcription. Gene Ontology annotation, molecular function: DNA-binding transcription factor activity; sequence-specific DNA binding. The record is from RefSeq and is a predicted model, not a curated record.